GACCUCCCGGAGGAGUGGCCAGACCAGGAACGUGCUGCGCUGGUUCUCCACCGCGGUCCUGUAUGCCGCCUUCCUGGGGCUGGAAUGCUGGGAUUACAGGUGUGCACCACCACAUCCAGUUUUAUUCAGUGCUGGGAAGGGAGCCCAGACUUUGCACGUGCUAGGCAGGCGCUCUACAAUGGAGCUGCAUCUCCAUCCAUAUUGUUAUUAUGAUUAUCAUGCUUAUAUUGCCAUGCUAGGCAUUCAACAUAGGCUUGAACAGGGAAUGACUGUUGCCAUAUUAGGGCCCACAUUUCCAGACCUAGCACAAAAUGUGAACCGGAACAUCAGUAGCCUUUCGGAAAUAUUUGUGGGCCGUGCCCUCGGCUACUUGUGUGGCUCUGUGGCUGGCGGGGUGCUUUUUGACUGCAUGAAUCAUUUUUUACUGUUAGGGAUGUCGAUGUUGGCUACCACAAUUGGUCUUUAUCUUAUUCCUUUCUGCAAGACAGCAGCAUUACUGAUUGCCAUGAUGUCUGUGUUUGGUGUUUCAUUUGGCGCUCUGGAUACAGGUGCAAAUGUCCUCAUCUUGGCUCUUUGGGGAGACAAAGGAGCCCCACACAUGCAGGCCUUGCACUUCAGUUUCGCCUUGGGUGCCUUCCUGGCUCCCCUGCUGGCUAAAUUGGCCUGGGGUACAACAGCAUCCACUCAGAACCACACAGAAUCAGACUUAGACCCUCUAAUGCUGAACCGAUCCUCUGAAGACAGCCCACACUCUCUGUUUGCGGUACCCGAGGACAUGAAUCUGCUGUGGACAUACGCUUCCAUUGGCACCUAUGUCUUAGUAGUUUCUGUCUUUCUGUUUGGUCUGUUUUGUAAGAAACGCUCAAGGCAGAAAAAAUCUGCAGCAUCUGGUCAAAGAGUUCGAAGAGCAAAGUAUCACAGGGCCCUGCUCUGCCUCCUCUUCAUCUUCUUCUUCUUUUAUGUUGGAGCCGAGGUGACCUAUGGCUCUUACGUAUUCUCCUUCGCCACCACCCAUGUUGGUAUGAAAGAAAGUGAAGCAGCCGGCUUGAACUCCAUCUUCUGGGGGACCUUUGCAGCCUGCAGGGGCCUGGCCAUCUUCUUUGCAACAUUCUUACAGCCUGGAACCAUGAUUGUGUUGAGCAAUGUUGGCAGCCUUGUUUCAUCUUUGUUUCUGGUACUUUUUGACAAGAGCCCUCUCUGCCUCUGGAUCUCUACUUCUGUGUAUGGAGCCUCAUUGGCAACCACAUUUCCCAGUGGAGUUUCCUGGAUUGAGCAGUACACCACCUUAACUGGGAAGUCUGCAGCAUUCUUUGUAAUUGGUGGUACCCUGGGAGAAAUGGCGAUUCCUGCAGUAAUCGGAAUUCUUCAGGGACUCUACCCAGGGCUGCCAGUGGUUCUGUACGUCUGUUUUGCAUCAGCCAUAUUCACUGGAGUUCUUUUUCCUGUGAUGUAUAAAUUAGCCGCCUUACCUCUGUAAUGUGAAUAAAAAGAAAACAUCUCAGGGGUUCAGAAUACUUUGUAAGUCUGACCAUAAAGAAAAGGACAAAUGGGAAGAUGGAAGGGGCAAAAUGAAUGAAUGAAUUUUGAAGCUGUUGAACCAUGCAAUGAGGCACUCUGUAGUUGUCUGGAAACAUUUGAUGGCCCCCACAGUUGGUGUCCUCACCAAUUCCUCUCAACUACAUUGAUUUGGAUAAAGAGUUUGGUAAUCUUCUGUGGAA
Messenger RNA from Myodes glareolus (Bank vole), 1718 nucleotides. The record is from RefSeq and is a predicted model, not a curated record. NCBI's taxonomy places the organism in Eukaryota, Metazoa, Chordata, Mammalia, Rodentia, Cricetidae.